GAGACAUGUUUGUCUCGUUUAUAUUGAGAUUGAGAGAGAGAAGAAGAAAUAUAUAGUGAGGCGACAGCUAGGCGGCGAAUCGACCUGCCUGCUGCAUAUAUGGGUGGAUAUAUAUAGGAGCUAGCGCGCGGAGGAGAAGCAAUGAAGAAGCUUAAUUUGCUAGGUAGAGGGAAUUAACCAAGAAAAGGCAGCAAGCUAGCCAUGGAGGCAUCGAACAGGAGGAGGGGUGGUGGUCGAGGAGGAGGCGGGCGGUGGGCGGUGCUGGUGGCGACGGUGUGGAUACAGGCGGUGACAGGGACCAACUUCGAUUUCUCGGCCUACUCGUCGGCGCUCAAGGCCUCGCUCGGGGUCUCGCAGGAGGCGCUCAACUACCUCGCCACCGCCUCCGACCUCGGCAAGGCCCUCGGCUGGUCCUCCGGCCUCGCCGUCGUCUACCUCCCGCUCCCCGGCGUGCUCCUGCUCUCCGCCACGCUCGGCCUCGCCGCCUACGCCCUCCAGUACGCCAUCAUCCUCGACCACCUGCACCUCCCCUACCCUCUCGUGUUCUUGGUCUGCCUGGUAGCAGGUUGCAGUAUCUGCUGGUUCAACACAGUAUGCUUUGUGCUAUGUAUACGCAGUUUCUCCUCGAGCAAUCGCCCACUGGCCCUCUCCCUCUCCAUAAGCUUCAAUGGGCUAAGUGCUGCAUUCUACACCCUCUUUGCCAAUGCCCUAUCCCCCUUUUCCCCAUCUGUGUACCUCCUCCUCAAUGCCAUUGUUCCUCUUGCCGCAUCUCUUGUUGCGCUGCCAGCAAUCCUCCUCUGCCACCCGCAUGAUGGCCACCUCCACAUUGUGCCCAAGCAUGACAAACAUGUCUUUCUUGGUCUCUACAUCCUUGCGUUCAUCACUGGUAUAUAUCUAGUGAUCUUUGGCUCUUUCACCACAACAAACUCCACUGCAUGGGCAGUCCUUACAGGCGCCAUCAUCCUCCUCGUUCUCCCUCUCAUCAUUCCUGCAUCCUCCAGUUGCUUCCACAUGGGCACACAUACCCCUGAUCCUGCAGUUCCACUCAACCACGAUGAUCCACAAAGACCACUUUUGCUCAAUAAUGAUCAUCGUACAGAAUCUAAUGACAUGAUGCAGAAGAGAGUGGAACACCAGAUGCAGGAUUGUUGCUUGGGGGUAAUACUGGAGAAGGGACGCAUGUUAGUUCUUUGUGAGGAGCACAGUGCAAAGAAGCUCAUCCGAUGUGUUGACUUCUGGUUAUACUACACAGCCUACUUUUGUGGUGCCACUGUCGGGCUAGUGUACAGCAACAACCUGGGGCAAAUUGCACAAUCAUUUCACAUGCAAUCUCAGCUCACCAUGCUUCUUGCUGUCUACUCCUCCUGCUCCUUCUUUGGCCGGCUUCUGUCUGCACUCCCAGACUUUCUUCACAGGAAGGUUUCAUUUGCUCGGACAGGGUGGCUUGCAGCUGCGUUGGUUCCCAUGCCAAUGGCGUUCUUCCUAAUGUGGAAAUUGCACGAUAUAAACACUCUGGUAGCAGGAACAGCAGUAGUUGGCCUAAGCUCAGGUUUCAUCUUUGCUGCAGCAGUGUCAGUAACAUCUGAGCUCUUUGGACCAAACAGCAUUGGCAUGAACCAUAACAUCCUCAUCACCAACAUCCCACUAGGAUCACUACUAUACGGUCAGAUUGCUGCCUUAGUAUAUGAUGCAAAUGGCCUAAAGAUGUCAGUAAUAGACAACCGCAAUGGAAUGAUUGAAACUACGGUGGUGUGCAUGGGGGCAAAGUGCUAUUCGACCACAUUCUUCGUGUGGGGAUGUAUCACAUUGUUGGGGUUGGUUUCAAGCAUAAUCCUAUUCUUCAGAACAAGAACAGCCUACACUGCUGCUGCUGGUCAGCAAGUUGUAACCACCUUAGCCAAGUUUCGAGAUGACAGAACUCCUUGAUAUGUUCCUCACUGCUAUGGAAUCAUGGCUAGUUUGUACAUGUUUUGAUUGAGUUCUAGGUGACCUGGGCUAGUAGAUACUAGAUAACAUACAUGUAAAAAAAUCAUCACAGAGAAAGAAGCGGAUUAGCAUCUUCUGAGAAGCAAAAGUGACGGAUGAAGUUCCAUUUACAGGGCAUUGAUGUUGACAUUCAAGAUGCCAUGAAAUUAAUUUUGAAUGAUUGUUUCUAGCAUAACUCAUAAAAUCAAGAACAUUUCUC
Molecule: messenger RNA, 2185 nt
Organism: Oryza brachyantha (malo sina)
Lineage: Eukaryota; Viridiplantae; Streptophyta; Magnoliopsida; Poales; Poaceae
Cellular component (GO): membrane
Source: RefSeq, marked validated